Molecule: messenger RNA, 2413 nt
Organism: Hyaloscypha bicolor E
Lineage: Eukaryota; Fungi; Ascomycota; Leotiomycetes; Helotiales; Hyaloscyphaceae
Exons: 10
Coding region: 118-2352 (744 amino acids)
Source: RefSeq, a predicted model, not a curated record
GUCUAAGUCCCAGUAACGGUGCCUCUGAAGUGGUGGUCAACAGCUCAGAUCUAGAUCUAGGUCUAAACCUCUUCUUCACGCCUAUUAACUGCGCAUUAUGCCUCGCUAUCCUGCGUAAUGGGACAGCACUCAUCCCAUCCCACGCCGACGGCGGGGGAGACGGCGGGGGAGACGCACCGGUUACUUUCACCGGACCCAGAGCAGGUCGACCACGAUGGGUGUUUUCCACCGCACGGCAUCCAUGACAUAUGCCCUGCUAAUCCACACGCGGACCUUCCUGUCUAUACUACCAUCCAUAGAAUACGGAGGGACGUCAUUGCUGCGAUCGAUGAUCCCUACAGCCUCGAGCAAUUAAGAGAUCCUCGGAUGAAUCUUUCGGUAGUAAGGCCUUUGGUCGACAAGUUCUAUGAGGCCAACGAUGUCUCUAUGAUAUACUGUCUUUUGGUAAAUCGUGUCCAGUUUCAAAAGGAGCAGUCAACUCAGCCACAUCAACAAAGUGUAUGCACAACACGUGCACUUCUUUGCGAGCUGCUGGCCAACAGAAUACUGAGACGCUUCCACGAGGAUAAUACCGGGGCCCAAGGGCUGUUGCUUCUUGCCCAGAUCCUUGUUGGGGGUUUUGAUCCUUUUCAAGGUGCUCCCCCUGAAGUAGUUGAGGAGAAUAGCCACCUCUCAUGGACGAUCCAGACGAGGACUGGAUUCAAGCGAAAGCUCCCUGCACUAGAGAUCGCUAUCAUUUCUGAGAGUAAAGUCUUGCUUAGCUCGUCAGCAUGUCAAAUGGUGGUAAAUGCAAUAUUUGAAGGACGGGUGAUUUACACGCCAACUUCCUUCAUUGAUAUCCUUCCAGACCACUACAAGCAAAAGCCCAUCUCAUUGUACAAUCCUCGAAAGGCACCUCUCUUCAAUCAAUAUCGUCUGAUUGUUCCGAGAACGAGGAAUAUCCUGGAGGUCUGCCAGUUUGUCGGUCUCCUCAUGUUAUUCUUGCUCGUUAUGUCAGACCGGGAUGCGUCUACCUUUGGAUUGGCCGAGCUUGUUUUCAUAAUUUACACUUUUGGCUGGGUCCUAGAUCAGUUUGCAAGCAUUUUAGAGCAUGGGUGGCAUGUCUAUACACAGAACCUCUGGUCCUUCCUAGACGUUACAUUCUCUGCCACAUUCGGAAUUUACUUAGUUCUCCGAAUCCAUGGUUGGAGAACAGAAGCGUUCGAGCCUGGUCAGCAAGCGUUAGACGUUCUUGCGAUGGGUGCCCCCGUCCUCAUCCCCCGACUCGCAUUCAACCUCAUGUCAGAGAACAUGCUCUUCGUUUCCCUACGAGCUAUGAUGCGGGAUUUCACUAUUUUGACUGCUCUCGCCGUUUGGUGUUUUGCAGGCUUUCUCCUCUCGAUGACAUGGCUAAGUAACGGGGGCCAUCAGCCGAUUACGAUCUCUAAGUGGAUGCUUUGGGUAUGGUUUGGACUUGAUGGCACUGGCAUUCAACGAUCAGUCGACUUUCACUGGCUACUGGGUCCGAUCCUCAUGGUAGCAUUUGCUUUCCUGGGGAACACCCUCUUCUUAACAAUAUUGGUAUCUAUGCUUAGUACCACAUUCUCAACCAUCGUCUCAAACGCCACGGCUGAGAUUCAGUUUCGGCGCGCCGUCUUAACGCUCGAAGGUGUCAAAUCAGAUGCAAUAUUCGCAUAUCAACCUCCUUUUAACAUUCUCGCCCUUUUUGUACUUACUCCACUGAAGUUUGUCCUCACCCCCAGGUGGUUUCACAAAAUCAACGUCGCAGCGGUUCGUGUGAUAAACGCACCCCUUCUUCUUCUCAUCAGUCUCAUUGAACGACGCACUCUGUGGGCUGGUGCAAGACGCCAGCGAGAAGCAGAGCAACUGCCCAAAGCACCCAGCCGAGCUAACCUUUGGGACUUCUCACGGGGGUUCUCUGCCCACGGUGAUAUCCAGGCGGUCUUUGACGCGGAGCCCCCUCAGUCCAUAGAGGAAGAAAUUACUAAUGACGAUGAUUUGGGCCAACACGCACUUGAAGAUGAAUUUGCGAGGGAACUCGGACCAGAAGCAGGAGCGAAGUUAAGCAGGCGGAACACUGGCAAGAGUAGACGAGACUCGGUGGCCCCAUUUGCAGCCAUCACAGGCCGUCUGAGGACUCUAGUGGACGAGGGUAGUAAAGAGGGCGAUGAAGAGAAUGUGAAAACUAGGCUGGAGGGGCUUGAGAAGGCGACGUUGAGAAUUGAGAAGAUGCUACAGCGGUUAUGCGAAGAGCUAGAUGGCGGGAUGAGAAGAAGUGCUAGUUUGGAUGCAGGAGAGACAAGCACGUUGCAAAGUCUCGAUAAAAGUAAGAUUACUAGUGCAAAUAUUUGAGAGUUAUUUAUACUAAUUUUUAGGGCCUUAAUUUGAGGUAUAUAUUAUUAGUACAAGAGAG